Molecule: messenger RNA, 859 nt
Organism: Calypte anna (Anna's hummingbird)
Lineage: Eukaryota; Metazoa; Chordata; Aves; Apodiformes; Trochilidae
Product: deoxyribonuclease-1-like 2
Exons: 8
Coding region: 23-859 (278 amino acids)
Biological process (GO): DNA catabolic process
Cellular component (GO): nucleus
Molecular function (GO): DNA nuclease activity
Source: RefSeq, a predicted model, not a curated record
GCUCAGCAUCCCUCCCAGCAGCAUGGGGACCGUGCCGCUGGCACUGUCUCUGCUGGCCACCGCUCUCCUGUGCCCCGCCACCGCCACGCUGCGCAUCGGUGCCUUCAACAUCCAGUCCUUUGGUGACACCAAGAUGUCCAACAAGGAAGUGGCUGGUGUCAUUGUUGGGAUCCUGAGCCUCUACGACGUGGUCCUGGUGCAGGAGGUGCGUGACUCGGAUCUCAGCGCUGUCACGCACCUCAUGGAGCAGCUCAACAGCGUGUCCAAGUCCCCGUACGACUACGAGAUCAGCGAGCCCCUGGGGAGGGAGAACUACAAGGAGAUGUACCUCUUCAUCUACAGGACAGAUGCUGUGUCCGUGCUGGAUACCUACCAGUAUGAGGACCCCCAGGAUGUCUUCAGCAGGGAACCCUUCAUCCUGAGGGUCUCAGUGCCCCGUGCCAAGGUGGAGGAGUUUGUGCUUGUGCCCCUGCACUCAGCCCCGCACGACGCCGUUGCCGAGAUCGAUGCACUCUAUGAUGUCUACCUGGCCAUCGUCAGAAAGUGGGGGACUGAUAACAUCAUGUUCCUGGGGGACUUCAAUGCUGCCUGUGCCUACGUGCAGCCGGGUGACUGGCGGGGCAUCCGCCUGCGCACCAGCAGUGUCUUCAGGUGGCUGAUCCCUGACAGCACCGACACCACCGUGGGCAGGUCAGACUGUGCCUACGACAGGAUCGUGGUGUGUGGUGCCAAGAUGAAGAAGAGCAUCGUGCCAAAUUCAGCCACUGUCUACGAUUUCCAGCGUGCUUUCCAUCUGAAGCUGGAGGAGGCCUUGGCAGUCAGCGACCACUACCCAGUCGAGGUGAAGCUGACAGCUUGA